AAAUACAUUAGGAAAUGUUGUAUAGUUGAUUAACGAAUAUUUAUUUAUAAGAACAAAAAAGGAGAAAUAACUACUAUGUUAAGUAAUAUUACUUAAUCAUUGAAAAUUGAACUAACAAGUAGAUAGAAUUUUUCUCAAAGAUUCUAAGUAAAAAGAACCUAACAGCGAAAAGAGAUGAAGAAUAUAUUUAAUUUGUGCAUAUAUAUGUAUACAUCAUAUAUGUAGAAGUAUUCAAUUUGUAUUUGUUUAAACAUUAAUUAUACGUUUGAUUUUCAAGUAAAUUUAAUUAAUGAAUUAAAACAAAAGUGAAAAGUGGUUAGUAAAAGAAAAAUGCCAUUGAACGGGACAUUUAUUUCAUUAUGUUCACAUUUAACAGUCGAUUAUUGUCAACGUAAUCGUAAAUUAGUACUUGUAUGCGAUAUGGAUGAGACAUUGUUAACAGAAAGUAAUUUAACGGAUAAAAUUAUUCUACGACCUAAAAUUAAUCAUAUGUUAAGAAAUUUACGUAAUCAUUAUGAAUUAUGCUUAGUGACUUAUUCAACACGUGAUAGAACAAAUUAUAUAUUGAAUAAGUAUUUAGAUCCACAAUCACGUUUAUUCGGUAACCGGGUAUUAUGCCGUGAAGAUAUCUAUCCACAAUUUCGUAAUAAAUCGGAUGCAUUUUUUGCUCAUUUACCUAAAUCAUAUGGACGUAAUCGACGUUUAUUACGUGAAGUAAUUGGUAAUAUUAAUUCUAGACUAUCAAUUCGGCAUAAUACUACACAUCCACGUUUACAUUCACGUCGACCACCAGUAUGGACAUAUGUUGUUGUGUUGGAUGAUUUUCCAACAGCUUGGUCAAAUCUCUCGACUUGUAUACCGGUUCGACCAUUUCAUUUAAUCAAUACUGGAAAUAAGGCUAAAACUACACGCAAUGAAAGUGCUUAUGUGUUAAGUCUACAAAAAUUCCUAUUAAAAUUACACACUGCUGUUUUUCGUGAUCCAUGUAAUAUGAUAAAUGGUGAGAGACAAAAUUUAGAUAAUGCUAGUAGUAGUCAAACAAAAAAAGUCUGUUUAUCUGCGCAUACAAUAAUAACUCGUAUAAAGCGUCAUUUAUCGCAUAAUCAUCAUUUUCAAACUUUAUGCCAUUUAGAUCCAUAUCAUUUGUUUGAUUAUGAAAAUUCUGCAACACCAUCGUAUAAAACAAAUGGUGGAAUAUUUAAAUUUUGUGAAACAUUUUCAAUGCAAAGAAUAAAUGAUUCUGAUCAGCUGUUGAAUAACACUACUAAUACUACUACUCAAAAUGAUAUAAGUAGAUAUCAAGAUAUUUUAGUGAAUCAGUCCUCCUCCGCCUCACCCCCCUCGUCCUUAUCCUCUUCCUCCAUCCCAUCAUCAUCGUCAUUAUCCUGUUUACCAGAAGUUUCAAAUGUUGGCAUAUUGACAAAUACUUUAAAUAAUAAUCACCAGUUAAAACAAUCGAAAUCACCUAGGAACCACAGAAGCUAUAUAAAUUAUAUGGAUAGAAUUGGUUCAAAGGCAUGGAAUUGUCCAGCUUAUAAGCGAUCCAAACCAUCCCAGAAACGUAUCAAUGAAAAUAAUCAACUGAGCAGUUGAUAAAUACACUGAUGAAUUUUGAAAUGGAUUCUACUUUGUAAUGUUUAUUGUCUUUACGAAUUCACUAUAAAACUACCUAGAUUGUUACUGACUAGCCAGACAGUAUUAAGAUUGGAGAUUACUCACCGCCCCGCCCUCCCUCGCGAUCCCCACUCCGUAUACACCAAUAAUCCCACAAAAAUAAGUCAGAAGUACGAGGUAGAAAUCAAGCAUUGAAACAAACACAUUAUUCAUCGUUAUCAUUGUUGCUGCUAAAUAUUGCAUACUGCAUAGCAUAGGAUUAGAUGAAGGGUGGUGUUAUUUUAUAAUUACUGAUUUACGCGUAUUCAUGUAUGCAUGUAUGUAUCAUUGAACAAUUGAACAUUUAAUUUGUCGCCUUUAUUUGUUUACUUGGCUAAAUUUUAAGUUUGAAUCAGCUUGUUUUUCGCUGUCUUUUCCUUUCUCUUUCUCUCUUGUGUGGUGAAGUCUUACGUAAUAAAAUUUGAU
This is a messenger RNA of Trichobilharzia regenti, 2079 nucleotides long. Lineage: Eukaryota; Metazoa; Platyhelminthes; Trematoda; Strigeidida; Schistosomatidae. The record is from the annotation of a GenBank genome assembly.